CUUCUCUCCCUCAGCGUUGAUGCUGGUGAGGAGGGGGGUCGGAGGCAGCACCUUGCUGUGUGUGUGUAUGUGUGUGUGUGUGUGUGCAUAUAUUCCGAUCUGGCAGAUAUCGGUGUGUGUGUGUGUGUGAGAGGAAUGAACGGCGCAUAGGCUGCAGCUCAGCGAGGCGAGGAUAACGUUGGAGAAGGAGUGAAAAGUCCAAGUUGUGGAGCGCCGGUGCUCACACUCACCCGGUCUGGUCUGUUCCGCAAAGUGCUGUUUCUCCGUGUCUGCACCCUGUGGGAGCUUUGGGGAGCACCUGCACUGAGGAGAGCACAUUCCUCAGGAUUGCACAAUUGGGACGCGUCUCGGUUUAUCAGAAAAGGUCCAGGAUGGCUCUGAAUCUGUGUGCAGCUGGGCGGCCGAUCCUCUUUGUUCUAAUGCUGUCAGUCUUUUUAGGAGAAGGUGCAGCCUCCUCCAUAGUUAACAUGCGUAGAAUCACACAUCCUACAGUCCAACAAACGCUGGCAGGCAAAGCCGUCCUCUCCUGUGUCUUCACCCUCCAGACCAGCUCCUCCCCCCAGCCCCCCCACAUCCUGUGGACCCGCAUCAGAGGACCAGCCGAGGGACAGGGGGCUCCUCAUGAGCAGACUGUGCUUUCUGCUAAAGGUGAUGUAAUAAAGGUGAAUAAGGCUUUCAGUGGCCGCGUCAUGCUGCCAGGAUACGCUGCCAAUGCUCUGAAUGCUACCAUGGAGAUCUCCAGUCUCCGCACCAACGACUCAGGCACUUACCACUGUCAGGUUGUCAUGGGCAACGACUAUGAGAGAGACACUGUGCCCCUGGUGGUAUCCGGCGUGGUGUUUCACUAUCAGGCUCCCAGCUCCAGAUACGCCCUCUCGUUCACCGACGCCCAGCGGGCCUGCCAGGAGAACUCGGCUCAGAUGGCCACACCUGCCCAGCUGUGGGCGGCUUACUAUGACGGCUUCGCCAGCUGUUCGGCAGGAUGGUUGGAUGAUCAGACUGUCCGCUAUUCUGUCCAGCUGCCAGAGCUUGGUUGCUAUGGACACAAGGAGUACUCUGCUGGAGUGAGGAAUUAUGGGAAGAGGGACCCGAAAGAGCUUUUUGAUGUUUACUGUUAUGCAAAAGAACUGGAUGGUGAAGUGUUCCACUCCUCGGUCCCAGGCAGGCUGUCCCUGUCCUCCGCCUCAGACCGCUGUGUGUCCCUGGGGGGGCAGCUGGCCACCGUGGGGCAGCUCUAUCUGGCGUGGAGGGCCGGCUUGGACAGCUGCGCCCCGGGCUGGCUGUCUGACGGCAGCGUGCGCUACCCUGUGACCUGGCGUCGCCCGGACUGUGGGGGGGGCCAGCUGGGGGUCCGCACCAUCACACCCAACAGCACAACUGACAAUACCACAGCGCUGUAUGAUGCUUACUGCUACAGAGGUAAAAUGAAGGAUUCGGGCUCCAUCUCUCAGAUCUACACCUCCCUGUGGGAGCCCUGGAGCUACCUCACAGACUCCAGUGAUGCUAACUCUGCAGGGACCGGCAGCCCGGACGUGACUACACAGCAAACCACCACUGCCAGAGAUGGCAGCAGCGCUUCACCUUCAAACUGGACAGGAUUGGUCGACCUUGAAGACGAGGCCUCGCUUCACAGCGCUGAUGCCUCCUCAGACCCCUGGUCUGCAGAGUCUUCAGGGUCCUUUGUAACGCUCCAGCUGAUCCCAGGACAGAUCCUCUCAGACUGGGGAGAGCCACUGGAGCCCGGACCCGACUCAGACCAGUUCCUCCGACCACCAGUCCACCCUACUGUGGCUGACAAGAAGGUGAUCUCAAAGAUCGUGAAGUCCGUCUGGAAGCCUUGGAACUACCUGGCCGGGAGUGAAGACGAGGAAGGAACCCAAGCACCGAGCAAACAGACAGAGGAAGAGGAGACAGUCCCGAAAAAGACAGAAGAGGAGUCAAAGCCAUCCGUUGAACCAUCCAAACCAGGUUUGUUUUCUUGGGGAAGUUCAUGGUUCAGCGAUCCCUCGAGCAAAAACUCUACACCAGCCAGUGAAGAAUCGCCCACUCGUCUGGCAUCUACUUUGGACGCCUCCAGUAACUCUCAGACUACAGAGAGCAAAAAGAGAGGGGAGACUUCAGAGAUGCUCACGUCCACCGCCUCCAGCUCUGCACCCAGAAUCAACUCAUCCAGCGGGGAAACCUGGGUCCGCGUUGAAUCAGCGACCACAACCCAGCCGGGUUACAAGAGGGAGGAGACGGUGACCUCCAGAGGCAGCGGCAGAGGAGGCAGAGGAAGGGGGAAGAAGAACAGAGGAGAGGACAGGAGCAGAGGAGAGGAGAAGGGGAAAGGAGAAGAAGAAGGGAGUGGAGAGAUCAGUGGCGUAGAAGCAAAAGGGGAGAUACAAGUUUCACGUCGACCAGCGGAUUCAGGCAAACCAAGAGAAAGAUCCAGAGAAAGAUCUAGAGAGAGGGGCCACAGGAAGGGACAGUCCACUACCACAGCAACUCCCACCACUACUGCUGGUCCUCUGGGGAUGACAACAACUGAAACUGUUGAUUUAUCUUCUUUAUCCCCGUCCACCUCUCCAUCAAGCUCAACAGAUACAAGCCCAUCCCCCUCCCCGUCUCAGUCUGUUACUGCGUCCCCAUCUCCAUCUCCAUCCCCAGCUCGUUCCCUGUUUGAAUCUCAAUCACCCUCCUCCUCCCCAUCCCCAACUUCCUCACCUCCAGCCAAUUCCCAAACCCCAUUCCUUUCCACAUCACCUUCAUCCCCUCGUUCCGAUUCCCCGUUUCAAACCACCGGAUCAGGAGACCCCGCUCCAUCCACUCACUCAGACAGCCAGGACAGCUCUACUGACCCUCUGUCCUCGUCUCACUGGGUCCCGGUGGAGAAAGCCGUUGUGAACAGCUCUCUGGAUUAUCCUACAUUACUGUCAGGACCCCAAGACAUGGAGGAGCCCGCCUGGUCUCACACUGUGGGGUCAGGGGCCCUGUUACCUGGCAACAUGGAGGAGGAAAGUAACAGAGGGGGAGUCAACAUCAGCAAUAUGACCCUCAGCCCCUCAGACGAAUUGGAGCCCUGCGUGACAAACCCAUGUCUGCACGGAGGAAAGUGCCUUCCACAGGGAACGGGCUACAGCUGCUACUGCCCACAGGGAUACACUGGAGAGAACUGUGAGAUUGAUGUCGAUGACUGCCAGUCCGAGCCCUGUGAAAAUGGAGGCACUUGCAUUGACAAGAUUGAUUCGUUCCUCUGCCUUUGCCUGCCCAGCUAUGGAGGAGACACGUGUGAGAAAGAUGUAGAAGGCUGCGAGCACGGUUGGAGGAAGUUCCACGGCCACUGCUACAGGUACAUCACUCACAGACACACCUGGGAGGAUGCAGAGAAAGACUGCAGAGAGCACAGCGCUCACCUCAGCAGCGUCAUCUCAGCCACUGAGCAGGAGUUCAUCAACGGUCUGGGACACGACAACGCCUGGAUCGGUCUGAACGAUCGCACAGUGGAGGAAGACUUUCAGUGGACUGACAACAACGAUCUGGUAUAUGAGAACUGGAGGGAGAGCCAGCCAGAUAACUUCUUCGCAGGUGGAGAGGACUGCGUGGUGACCAUUGCCCACGAGGACGGCAAGUGGAACGAUGUGCCCUGCAACUACAACCUGCCCUACAUCUGCAAGAAAGGCACAGUGUUGUGUGGGACCCCGCCCGCAGUGGAGAACGCCCAUUUGAUUGGUCGCAGGAGGUCACACUACGACAUCCAUGCAGUGGUUCGCUACCAGUGCUCCGAGGGCUUCUUCCAGCGUCACAUCCCCACCGCCCGCUGCCGGGCUGACGGGAGCUGGGAGAGACCCAGGAUCAUCUGCACAAAGUCCCGGCGGUCACACCGGUACAGACGCCACCAUCACAGUCAGCACAACGAGCGCCGCGGACACAGGAGACACGGAGGAGAUGGACACAAGGCCAGAGAGGACGCACACAGCUACUACUGAACCAAAUAAUACAGCGUCUGCAAAGCCCAUGUGCUAACCACGGCCCAUAAAGAAAGACAGUAGCUCACCCCCAUUUCCUUUCCUGCUUCUAACCAUGCUCCGUUUGGCUUUAUUCCUCCUUAACAAUUAGGUUUUCUUACUCUAACAUACUGUACAGUUUAUCUCCAUAACCACUCUCCCGGUGUUUUGAUGCUUCUUUAUGUUUUCACCCUGCUUCCUUUAACCAAGGUCCAUGCGAACACUAGCUAUGACACUAACUCCCUCUCUAACAUCUGAGUAAAGUUAAUCCUCUUCCUGUCUACGAACUAAACCCCGCUCAGUCUGUCUGACUGACAGCAGUGUGUGACGUAUGCAUGUGAGAAACUUAGAAAAGUGCUGAGUCACUUUUUGCAAAGGUUUGCUUGUUCUACAUGAAAACGAUUCUCAUACUAGUAUUCUGUUUACAAAGCACAGAUGUAAUUGAUGCAUUUAGUCCCUGGAGACCCUGAGCUUUUUGUAUGUGUACUGUAGCUGUUACUUUUUCCAUAGAGAAACUGAGAGCUGACCUGUUUUUAUUCUACUGACAUGCUUUUUCUAAUCUUUGCUAUGUUUUUGUGUUAUGUUACUAUUUAUUAUAAAUCGUUUGCUAGUGAGUAUGCUUUCAUUGUUUACUUAUACUUCAAAGAGCCGACUUAACAUCAUUUUCUUUACCAAUAUAUAAGUCCAACAGUCAACAAUAAACUAAAUUAAUCAUUUGAUUGCCUCUAAACUAAUCUCUGUAUUGUAAAUAUUGUGGUGUUUGUUUUUGGCUGAUCCCUGAUCAAUAGUUGGACCUUGUCUAAUGAAAUAGAUCCCCCCAUUCCUAUAAGCACUCUCAACUAAUGAAAAUGUCCCGAUAACAUAGAUAGUGUUGAUGGGGUUAUACUUUAGGAGAUAACCACUUGAUUGUAUCUGAAUUGCUAAAUACUUUCAAUCUUUGCACGGCUAUUUUUACUUUGAUGAGUAGAAUGACACCAUUUUUUGUCUUUGAUAUUUGAUCGGUCAUUCACUUUUUUGGUGUUCUUGUGACUUUUUGUCCUGCUGUUGUAUUCCAUUCUUAAUAAAGUAAAAAAAUGAACAAUAGCA
Messenger RNA from Gymnodraco acuticeps, 5072 nucleotides. Its product is annotated as neurocan core protein-like. Lineage: Eukaryota; Metazoa; Chordata; Actinopteri; Perciformes; Bathydraconidae. The record is from RefSeq and is a predicted model, not a curated record. Gene Ontology annotation, biological process: cell adhesion. Gene Ontology annotation, molecular function: hyaluronic acid binding; calcium ion binding.